Messenger RNA from Acanthopagrus latus (yellowfin seabream), 1460 nucleotides. It is a transcript of the gene prlh2r, whose product is annotated as prolactin releasing hormone 2 receptor. Lineage: Eukaryota; Metazoa; Chordata; Actinopteri; Spariformes; Sparidae. Gene Ontology annotation, biological process: G protein-coupled receptor signaling pathway. Bases 132 to 1373 code for a protein of 413 amino acids. The transcript has 2 exons. Gene Ontology annotation, cellular component: neuron projection; plasma membrane. Gene Ontology annotation, molecular function: neuropeptide binding; neuropeptide Y receptor activity. The record is from RefSeq and is a predicted model, not a curated record.
UAGUCCUUCAUGGUUUGGAUGUUAAUCAGGUAAAUAUAUACUGUAAUUAAAAUGCAAUAUAUGCAGCAGGUUAUGUGGAAUGAUCUCAUCAUGAAUGUUUUCGUUUUUUAUUCAUCCUGACUUCUGCAGCCAUGAACUGGGAGAAGUCACUGAACCAGUCCGGGGUGAACUCCCCUACACCAGCCUCUUCUUCAUCUCCGUCCAUGUCUGAAGCUUGGUCCACCUUCUCUUCAUCCUGCUGCAGCUCCUCUCACCCCCUCCUCUUGACCUCCUCAUUCUCAGCGUCCUCCUUCUCAGGGCUGGACCUCCUGCACGACCUCAAGCUCGUCUUCAUCCCCCUCUACUCGGCCGUGGUCCUGGUGGCCUGCUCGGGCAACCUCCUCCUGCUCUUUCUCAUGUGGCACAACAAGAAAAGACACAACACGACCAACUUCCUCAUCAGCAACCUGGCGCUCGUCGACCUCGUCAUGUGCGUCUUCUGCGUCCCGCUGACAGCAUCUUACGCUUUUGACCAGCGUGGAUGGGUAUUUGGUCCUUACAUGUGUCAUUUUGUCACGGUCAUGCAGUCUGCAGCUGUCUAUGCAGCGGUCCUGUCCCUCAUGGCCAUUGCAGUGGACCGUUACAUAGUUGUGGCUUAUCCCAUCCGUGAAAGAGCAGGGUGGCGGUUCUGCUGGGGUCUGGUGACCUUGAUCUGGCUGUCCUCCAUGGCUUUAUCUACACCCACAGCACUACACACUGUCCACCUGGACCUGCGGGCUGCAGGGCUGCAGAUGGCCGUGUGUGAGGAGUUCUGGGACGGCCAGGAGCGAGGCCGCCUCAUCUACUCCUGUUUCAGUCUCUUCUUCUCCUACUUUGUCCCACUGGCUGCUGUCACCGUCUCCUACUGUGCCAUAUCCUAUCAGCUGAAGAAGAGGACCACGUCGGGCUUGACGGCAUGUCCAGAGUUGAGAUCUGCAAAGGCUGCAUGGAGCAGACGGAGGAGGAAGACCUUCAACUUGCUGUUGGUGUCUGUCCUCUGCUUUGCCUUCUCGUGGUUACCCUUACAGGUGGUGAACCUGAUCCGUGACCUGGACACGGACUUCUCCAUCUUAGGGAAGAAGUAUGUGAACAUCAUCCAGGUGUCGAGUCACCUGUUCGCCAUGAGCUCCGCCUGCUACAACCCUUUUAUUUACGCCUCGCUGCACGACAAGUUCCUGUCCUGUCUGUGUCAACAGUCUCUGCACCGGAGGAGAGCAAAAGGAAAGGACAGGGGUCAGGGGUCAAGCAUCCUGACGAUUUCACACAGGGUGCCGCGGCCCCACACCUCCACCACUGUGGCAGAUUUACCAGGUGCUGUGGUAAAUAACACUGGUCUUCAAGACAACUAUGGUUAAAUUGUGUUUUUUUUUCAGUUCAACAGACACAAAUACGUCUCCAAUGGUUUUUCUUUUGCUCAGCUGGAUAAUAAGCUCCUCUUCAGA